Messenger RNA from Didymodactylos carnosus, 2723 nucleotides. NCBI's taxonomy places the organism in Eukaryota, Metazoa, Rotifera, Eurotatoria, Philodinida, Philodinidae. The record is from the annotation of a GenBank genome assembly.
AGUGUGCCGAUGAUACACUUUUAGAAGUGGCACACAAAAAGCGUCCAAAAAUGCUACCGCAGUGUGCCGAAAGCACACUAGAAAUGUGUCAAUGGCACGCUAAAAGCAUGCUAGCAGCACAUAAAAAAGCAUACUAGCAGCACAUAAAAAGCAUACUUUGGCACACUUUUUCCAUGCCAUUGGCACAAUUUAAGUGUGCUUUUUCUAAAAGUAUGCUUUUCCGGGACAGUGUGGAUACUGUGAAUCAAAUAUGCCUUAAUUGUGCAAAUGGACUGGACCUGGAUUGCUACUGUUGCUUAUAAGAUGAUUAGCUGGCCCAAUCCGAUUUUGUUCUAUCUUCCUAACACAAGAAUGGUCGUCAGCUAUCCAAUCAAGUCAAGUGAGAAAAUAACGUUAACGUGGACGAACAAAAUUUAUUCAGUUAUAUGCUCUAUUUAUAUUAUGUAACGUUUAGAACGUGAUAGUAAUUGAAAGCUUAUUGUCUGUUCCGCCUACUUUCUUAAGAGUUUUUGUUUUUGUGCCUAAGCCGUAGUUUGAGUGAGUAUCCUCCACAAAUGAAAGUAAUUUCUAAGAUUAUGGUAAUGCUCGAUAGUUUAGUUUUAAGUUCUAGAUUCAAGAUUUUUCAUUUUCUUUUAUAUUUAUACGUGAUCAAUGAGGAUUUUUAUUAGUUUACUAUUAACCAUUGUGAGUAGAAGAAAUUAACGUAUAAUCUGAAUACCAAUUUUUCAAUGUAUGGUUUUUUUUAGGUUUUUGUUGUUGCACAUGCGAUCGACAGUCCAAUAGAAGAAAAAGAAUUCAAAAAAUUAAUUAAAACGAAUAAAAAUGUUCUCGUCUUGUGUUCGACAAAUGAUCUUGAAGCAAAAUCUGGCUUGCAGUUACUUAAACAGAUUGAGUCAAGUAUCAAAGGACGUGGCACAUUAUUGUAUUUAAAUUGCGAAAAAGGAAAAAAAUUAUGCAAAAAACUCAAAAUUGAUCCAGAUAAAUUUGAAUUCAGAUCGUACUUAGAUGGCGAAUUUCAUAAGCUUUAUGAUCGACCAUUGACAACUAAAUCAAUGAUAAAUUUUAUACUUGAUCCAAAAGGUGAUAUGCCAUGGAGUGAAGUUGAAGAAGCCAGAAAUGUUUUACAUUUGAAUACAGUGAAAGAUUUUCAAAAGGCAUUACAAUUACCAAAAAAUAUGCUAGUCAUGUUUUAUGCUCCAUGGUGUGGGUAUUGUACUAAAUUAAAGCCAGACUAUGCACAAGCGGCAAGUGAGAUAACAGGACGAGGUGUUAUAAUGGCCGGUAUGGACGUUGAUAAAGCUGAAAAUUAUCCAAUAAGACAAAAAUUCAAUAUCACCGGAUUUCCAACAAUUUUAUAUUUUGAAAAAGGUGAAAUGAAAUUUCCUUAUGCUGGUGAAAUGAACAAGAAUGGUUUGAUCUCAUGGUUAAAAGAUCCUAAACCAGUUGCACCUGCUAAACAAGAAGAGGAUUUAUUUGCAAUAGAUGGCGAUCGUGACGAUUAUAUUGUUCAUUUGAAUGAUUCAACUUUCGACGCGUUUAUCAAUGAUAAUUCUCAUACAUCUGUAUUAGCGAUUUUUGAACAAUUAACACUUCUAACUGGUGUGGCUCUCAAACCACAUUUUAUUGAAGCAUCGAAAAAUAUGAUGGAACAAAAUAUUAAUGGAAUAUUAGUGGCUAUUGACUCAACUCAAUCUCCAGAAGAUGGAAAAUAUGCGUUUGAUAUACAAGAACGUACAGCAGAAAAAAUCGUCGAUUUUAUGAAAAAUCCCAGUGAACCACCACCGCCAGAAUUAGAAUGGGAAGAACAAGAAACGAGUGUACUACAUUUAAAUGAUGAAAAUAUGAAAAAUACUUUAAAAAAGAAAAAACAUGCUUUGGUUAUGUUUUAUGCCCCAUGGUGUGGACACUGUAAGAAUGCUAAACCUGAAUUCAAUAAUGCUGCAGCAGUUUUCAAAGAUAAUACAAAAGUUGCAUUUUGUGCCGUUGAUUGUACAAAGAGUCAGAAGAAUUGUGAACUAUAUGAAGUCAGAGGUUAUCCAACAAUCAAUUAUUUCAAUUAUGGAAAACUUUUGUAUGCGUAUAAUGGUCAACGAAAUGCACAAGAUUUUAUCAAUUUUAUGAAUGAUCCAGAAGAAUAUCAGAAGAAACAAAGUGCAGAGAGUGAACAAGCUAAAACAGAUCCAAUUGAAUUUUGGCAAGAAUUACCGGGAUAUGAACACGUUCACUUACUAAAACAGAGUACAUUCCAGUCAACGCUUGAUGCUUCAAAGAAAGCUAUUGUGAUGUUUUACGCUCCAUGGUGUCACCAUUGCAAAAUGUCCAAGGGUGAUUAUGCUCAAGCAGCCCUCGAAUUAGCCGAUAAUAAGGCCAUUGUAUUGGGUGCAGUUGAUGCUACAUCGGAACAAGCAUUAGCUGCUCAAUUUAAUGUCCAAGGUUUUCCAGCAUUCAAAUAUUUUGAAAAUGGUCAAUUAAAAUCAGAUUAUGAAGGUGGACGAAAACGAGAAGAUUUUAUUCAAUUUCUAACUUUUCGAUCUUUAUUUGAUCCUACUAUAACCAAAUAUGGACGAAAUGUUGAAACAAAUUAUCGAACUGGAAAUGGCCGAGGCGGUGGUGGUGGUGGUGGUCGAGGAGAAAGACCCCCAGAUGCCAGACCAAGACGAAGAUAUAAUGGAUUUGGUAGUGGAGGAUCAGGUCCUGGCUGUUCUCCUAUGGCAGGUGGAUGA